UAUUUUUUGUGACAAUGCGAUUCCUUAUUCAAUCUUAAGCAUCAAGCCAGGGACCAUCUGUUUUUGACCAAUGGUACAUCUCCGCGAUGUGACGUUAAGCCAAUGACAUGCUAUUCUCAAUCAGGUUUGUAGCGGAAAAUGAAAAAAAAAAAAAAAAGAUCUGAGCCAGGGCCAUCUCAACUCUCCUUACACCACAUUGAAAGUGUGUUUGUAGCGGUUCGCCCACUCUCCUUAGCACAUGUUCUGCAAAAUCUGACAAAAUUGAGAGAAAAGAUGCACUUCAUGUUGCUGUUCAGUCGGCAGGGUAAGCUGAGGCUUCAGAAGUGGUAUGUGCCUAUAUCUGAUACCCAGAAGAAGAAGAUCGCUCGUGAAGUGAUACAAAUGGUGCUGGCUCGCAAGCCCAAGAUGUGUAGUUUCCUGGAGUGGAGGGAUCUUAAGAUCGUUUACAAAAGAUAUGCAAGUUUGUAUUUCUGCUGUGCGGUGGAAGACCAGGACAACGAGCUCAUCACCCUUGAAAUUAUUCAUCGCUAUGUGGAGCUACUAGACAAGUAUUUUGGCAGUGUUUGUGAACUGGACAUCAUCUUUAACUUUGAGAAGGCCUACUACAUCCUGGAUGAGUUCAUACUUGGCGGAGAGGCGCAGGAGACCUCCAAGAAAAAUGUGCUCAAAGCCAUUGAACAGGCCGACAUGCUCCAAGAGGAAGCUGAAGCACCACGCAGUGUUUUGGAGGAGAUUGGACUGACAUAAACUAGCUGUCAUUGUAAAAAUCAACUCAAGUCACUCCCAAUUGACAGUGUUUGUGUAUUUCUCUAUUUUAAAAACAACACUACAGCCAGUUCUGGCUGAUGACGUGCAUAUUUGCACAGUUGCGUUUCAGAUGUACUUGCAGGGAGUAGUCACCAGACACACCACUGGCCCUUGGUAUGAAUAGCAGUGCUAUAUGCAUGUCAUUUAAAACUGGACAACCAUCCACUGCCUUAAAGAUACUCCAUUUUUCAGUUUUCUGAACAUGUCACACACGCAUCUUUUCUGUAAUAUUUCUGAUGUUUGUAUCAAUGUAGACUCCAAAGAAGAGUAUAUCUGUCAUUCAAGGAAGACAAAAGCUAACUCAAUACAGACCAGCGAUAUUAGCAUUAGGGACAUAAUGGGCCUAGGAUAAUCUGUAGCUUGACCGAAAACACUGUUACGUACGUUUUCCAAGUGUUUAAAUAGUGUGACUAUGUUUACAAAUUAGAAGAAAAAAAACAUUCCUUUUAAACUUUUGUCUUCAGUAUUCAGACUAACUAUGAGAAUUAGUAUAAUGCAUGUCAGUCUUUGUGGAUUUCAGUGUUACAACUUGAGUAUAUGUAUUAAAAACAUCUCAAAACUCUA
This is a messenger RNA of Clupea harengus (Atlantic herring), 1371 nucleotides long. RefSeq names its product AP-1 complex subunit sigma-2-like. Gene Ontology annotation, molecular function: clathrin-cargo adaptor activity. Lineage: Eukaryota; Metazoa; Chordata; Actinopteri; Clupeiformes; Clupeidae. Gene Ontology annotation, biological process: intracellular protein transport; vesicle-mediated transport. Gene Ontology annotation, cellular component: membrane coat; AP-1 adaptor complex. The record is from RefSeq and is a predicted model, not a curated record.